AUGUCCGACAAAGUCAUCGCCCACCCUUCAGCAGCAUGUUGCAUUUCCGGCAGCAUCCAUAAAGGCGACCCCAAAGGCCGCAUUGAGAAGAUUCAAGAUGUAGAGACUUAUAUCGCGGAACCUGCAGCCGAUAAAGCAAAUGGCAACGUCGUUCUCUACUUUCCCGAUGUCUUCGGUCUCUUCGUCAAUGGGAAAUUGAUGAUGGAUGGAUGGGCUGAAGCUGGUUAUCUCGUUCUCGGACCAGACUACUUCAACGGCGAUGCGAUUUGGAAGCACAAGAAAGACCUCAGCGACCCGAACGAUAACCCAGGCUUUGACUUUCCAGCCUGGUUGGCCAAACAUCAGAAAUUCUCGGAUCCUUUCAUCCCCAAGUGGGUUGAGGAUGUCAAGGCAAAGUAUGGCAAAUCCGAUACGAAGUUCUUGUGUACUGGAUAUUGCUAUGGCGCACCCUAUGUCUGCGAUCAGCUCUCCGAGAAGGGGGUCUGUUCUGCUGGUGCUUUUGCGCACCCGGCAUUCUUGAACGAGGCGCAUUUCGAAAACAUCACCAAGCCUCUCUUCCUCUCCUGCUCAGAGAUUGACCAGACUUUCCCCAAAGACUUGCGCCGUCGUGCCAUUGACAUCCUCGAUCAAGGCAAGAAGAUCUAUGAAGUCCAGCUAUUCGCCAAAGUCAGUCAUGGUUUCGCUCUCCGAGCUGAUCUCAACGAUCCAUGGCAGAAAUACACAAAGGAAGCGAGUUUCGCAGGAAUUCUGGGAUGGUUUGACUGGUGGUCAAAGCAUGACUCGUGGUAUCAACCAAAGUUGUAA
Ramularia collo-cygni is the source of this 804-nucleotide messenger RNA. RefSeq names its product related to dienelactone hydrolase. NCBI's taxonomy places the organism in Eukaryota, Fungi, Ascomycota, Dothideomycetes, Mycosphaerellales, Mycosphaerellaceae. The transcript has 4 exons. The record is from RefSeq and is a predicted model, not a curated record. Bases 1 to 804 code for a protein of 267 amino acids. Gene Ontology annotation, molecular function: hydrolase activity.